Molecule: messenger RNA, 2031 nt
Organism: Uranotaenia lowii
Lineage: Eukaryota; Metazoa; Arthropoda; Insecta; Diptera; Culicidae
Product: ATP synthase subunit beta, mitochondrial
Exons: 3
Coding region: 209-1717 (502 amino acids)
Biological process (GO): proton transmembrane transport; proton motive force-driven mitochondrial ATP synthesis
Molecular function (GO): ATP binding; proton-transporting ATP synthase activity, rotational mechanism; ATP hydrolysis activity
Source: RefSeq, a predicted model, not a curated record
GUCGCGGAUUUGCUGUUCGUCCACGGGCAGCAUCGAAAAGUGUGAGCGAAAAGCGAAGACCGACAUUUUGGCCACACAGAAUCACCGCACAUCGACGAGACGAGACGAAACAUUUUUCCGCUAGAUUCCUUCAAUUUUGGUUCGAAUGUCAUAAGGGCUGCCGAUCCAAAACAGGUCAUUUGUGAACGAAAAAGCAGCAUAGUUGAAGAUGUUUUCCUCGAUGAAAACGUUGAUGACGGUCGCAACACGGGCUGAGCUGGCCCGUGGUUAUGCGGCCAAGGCAGCGGCUAAGGCGGCCGCCGGUUCAUCCGGUAAGGUAGUAGCCGUCAUCGGUGCCGUCGUGGACGUCCAGUUCGAUGACCAACUGCCGCCAAUUCUGAAUGCCCUGGAGGUGCAGGGUCGUUCUGCCCGUUUGGUGCUGGAAGUUGCGCAACAUCUGGGAGAGAACACCGUCCGCACAAUCGCCAUGGACGGUACCGAAGGUCUGGUCCGAGGCCAGCAAGUGCUGGACACCGGAUCGCCCAUCAGGAUUCCGGUCGGUGCCGAAACCCUGGGCCGUAUCAUCAACGUCAUUGGUGAGCCCAUUGACGAGCGUGGUCCCAUUGAGACCAAUCUGUCCGCUCCUAUCCACGCUGAAGCUCCCGAGUUCAUCGAGAUGAGCGUCGAACAGGAAAUUCUGGUCACCGGCAUCAAGGUCGUCGACCUGCUGGCCCCCUACGCCAAGGGUGGUAAGAUCGGUCUGUUCGGAGGUGCCGGUGUCGGCAAGACCGUAUUGAUUAUGGAGCUGAUUAACAACGUCGCCAAGGCCCAUGGUGGUUACUCCGUGUUUGCUGGAGUCGGAGAGCGAACCCGCGAGGGUAACGAUCUGUACAAUGAAAUGAUUGAGGGUGGUGUCAUUUCGCUUAAGGACAAGACCUCCAAGGUCGCCCUGGUGUACGGUCAGAUGAACGAGCCCCCCGGCGCCCGUGCCCGUGUUGCCCUGACUGGACUGACUGUUGCUGAAUAUUUCCGCGAUCAAGAGGGACAGGAUGUGCUGCUGUUCAUUGACAACAUUUUCCGUUUCACCCAGGCCGGUUCCGAGGUGUCUGCCCUGCUGGGUCGUAUCCCGUCCGCUGUCGGUUACCAGCCAACCCUGGCCACUGACAUGGGUAGUAUGCAGGAACGUAUUACUACCACCACCAAGGGAUCCAUCACUUCGGUACAGGCCAUCUAUGUGCCAGCUGACGAUUUGACCGAUCCUGCUCCGGCCACCACAUUCGCUCACUUGGACGCCACCACUGUGUUGUCGCGUGCCAUUGCUGAACUGGGUAUCUACCCAGCUGUGGAUCCACUGGAUUCCACCUCCCGUAUCAUGGACCCCAACAUCAUCGGUACCGAGCACUACAACAUUGCUCGUGGUGUCCAGAAGAUCCUGCAGGAUUACAAAUCGCUUCAGGAUAUCAUUGCUAUCCUGGGUAUGGAUGAAUUGUCUGAGGAAGACAAACUGACCGUCGCCCGUGCCCGUAAGAUUCAGCGUUUCCUGUCCCAGCCCUUCCAGGUUGCUGAAGUCUUCACCGGACACGCUGGCAAGCUGGUUCCCCUGGAGGAAACCAUCAAGGGAUUCACCCGAAUCUUGAACGGUGAGCUGGACCAUCUGCCCGAGGUUGCAUUCUACAUGGUCGGUCCAAUUGAGGAGGUCGUCGAGAAGGCCGAACGUUUGGCCAAGGAAGCUGCCUAAGGUGGGGAGCCACAACCACACAAACAAUACCGUAAUUAGUCAUCACUUAGUUGCACGCCCGAGAAUAGAAACAUUAACAUACGGGAAUGGGACUGGGAAGGUGGUUCCGGAAUCCUCCCACUUGUCUGUGAAUCGUCUUCAAGUUUCAUUCCUAACGAACCUCUAAGGAUAGGACAGUGGAAAAUGUAGUGAAAAGAGAUCCGAUAAGCCCAAUCAGCUUGAAGUAUUGUCUAAAAGGGGAACGCAAAAAAGCAGUUUUAAGGAAGUUCGGAAAUACAGGAAAAUGGCAUUGGUCGUGAGAAAAAUUAUGAAAA